Aricia agestis (brown argus) is the source of this 800-nucleotide messenger RNA. RefSeq names its product dynein axonemal light chain 4. The transcript is spliced from 2 exons. The coding region runs from base 120 to 437 and encodes 105 amino acids. Gene Ontology annotation, cellular component: dynein complex. NCBI's taxonomy places the organism in Eukaryota, Metazoa, Arthropoda, Insecta, Lepidoptera, Lycaenidae. The record is from RefSeq and is a predicted model, not a curated record. Gene Ontology annotation, molecular function: dynein intermediate chain binding; dynein light intermediate chain binding. Gene Ontology annotation, biological process: microtubule-based process.
CGGCGGCGGGCGGCGUCCAGUUGUCAAGGCGACGGGUAAACAGCGCGCAGCUCGCGUCGCGGAGUCUCGUGUGUUGUUUUCCGGAUUUUCACGUGUUUGUUUUGGAUCUAAGGGAGAGAAUGGCUGAAGACGGCCAGGGUGGAGGCGGCGCGGGGGACAAAGUAAUUCACACGUACCCCUUAAUUCGGCACUCGGACAUGUCGGAGGAGAUGCGAACAGAAGCGAUGGAGCUGUCGGUGACGGCGUGCGAGAAGUACUCGCAGAACAACGAGCUCGCCGCGCGCAUGGUCAAGGAGUCUAUGGACAAGAAGUUCGGCCCCGCCUUCCACGUGGUCGUCGGUGAGAGCUACGGCUUCGAGAUCACGUACGAGACGACCACCAUCUGCUACAUGUACUUUGGGGGAAACCAGGCGAUUUGCAUCUGGAAGUGCUCGUGAGUGAGAUGGAAAGUUUUAUAAGCGCGAGCUCCGAGGAAUAUUAAGCAAUUUCGUAUGCUUCUCCUAUUAUAUGAUUGGUGAAGAGUGCGGGAUAAUAUUAUGUCAUAGUCAGAUCAAUAUCAGCCCCCAAUUCCUCGGAGCUCGCGCGCGGAGUCAGAGGGAGAAUUGUCAAUUAUUGUGCCCAAGUGCAAAGUGUCUGUUCGUAUUAAGAAGAUGUACCAUCGAGGAAAUUGAUUCCUAGGCAGUUGACAGACCAACGUCAUUUGAUCGGAUCAAACGGUUCGAAUCGGUCGGUUGGCUUUGCCGUUUGACGUAACGCGUCCAAACUACAUAGGUCCAUCUGUCUAGGAAUCAACUUCUCUG